Molecule: messenger RNA, 879 nt
Organism: Peronospora farinosa
Lineage: Eukaryota; Oomycota; Peronosporomycetes; Peronosporales; Peronosporaceae
Source: the annotation of a GenBank genome assembly
AUGCUGCGGCAAACGGUUUCUCUACUUAGUGCUUAUACCUGGAAAGAGGUGGCGUAUGUGGCAGAGUCUCCACAUGCGUUACAGGCUUUAGACAUUGCGAUCCCACAGAGACUUCCUUUGUGUGCUAAGCUACCUACGUGUGUGUUUGUUCAUGGCGGAUCAUGGCAGCAGGGGGACAAGAGCGGUGAAUUAAACCAAGGCAUUGAUGAAGCGUUCGUUCGUGCUGGAUAUUUAGGCGUUUCCGUUAAUUAUCGAUUGUCACCGGACGUACAACACCCCAUACAUGUCAAUGAUGUUGCAGCUGCUGUAACGUGGUUACACCGGAAUAUUGACAAGUUUGGUGGUGAUCCCGACAAGUUGGUGCUGGUCGGAUACAGUGCCGGUGCCCAUUUGGUCAUGCAGCUCCUUGCUGACCCACAAUAUCUGACAGCAGCAGGAAUGAAGCAGCCGGUUGAUACAUUUGUCAGAGGAGCUGUGGGCAUCUCGGGUGUUUACAACAUCGUGCGACUCGCAAACGCGUCGUUCUAUGGACCAUUCGUGACAAAUCCAUCGUUUGGUGAGCGUGUCGAGCAAUGGAGAGAGGCGUCAAUCGGGAUGACUGUCGCGCGAAUCGGAUCGACCUCGCCACUCAUAAGAAUGCCACUGCUGCUAGUAAAUGCCCAAGAGGAUUUUCACUUUCAAGAAGACACUUUAGAACUCGAGCGGUGGCUACUUGCAGCCGGAAAUACCAGCAUUCGACGACACACCGUAUCUGAUUGCAACCACUUUAGCAUUGUCCAGCAUCUCGCUGGCAAAGGCCUUGAUACCAACCCGACUCUGCAAUUGAUCAAGGCGUUUGUAGCUGGAAGUACCUCCUGUGAGACUCCCCCUUCCUUCUGA